This is a messenger RNA of Dioscorea cayenensis subsp. rotundata (Guinea yam), 1038 nucleotides long. Its product is annotated as probable pectinesterase 67. The record is from RefSeq and is a predicted model, not a curated record. Gene Ontology annotation, biological process: cell wall modification. The transcript is spliced from 5 exons. Gene Ontology annotation, molecular function: pectinesterase activity. NCBI's taxonomy places the organism in Eukaryota, Viridiplantae, Streptophyta, Magnoliopsida, Dioscoreales, Dioscoreaceae. The coding region runs from base 1 to 1038 and encodes 345 amino acids.
AUGAAAUUAAUGUUGCAUUCAUCUCAUUUCUUCAUCCUCUUCAUCUUUCUCUUUCUCUUCAAUAUAUUUGAACCUUGCUUUGCUCAUUAUAGAGAUCAUAAAGAUCUCAUUGAUGCACCUCUCCUCACCUCAAAGUUAUCAACCAAUCGAACAAUCAUCGUUAGCCAACAAGGUAAAGAUCACUUCACUUCGAUUCAAGACGCAAUCAAUUCCGUCUCCGAUGAUAACUCCAAGUGGAUCAUCAUCCAUCUCCGUCCCGGUGUUUAUCGGGAAAAAGUUAUUGUGCCGAAGAACAAGCAAUACAUCUUCUUGAGAGGAAAUGGCAAAGGGAGAACAUCAAUUAUAUGGAAUGCAAGCUCAACAAACAACACAUUAUCAGCCACCUUCACCAACUAUGCCGAUAAUUUCAUCGCAUUCGGCAUUAGCUUCAAGAACGAUGCUUCGAUCGGGAAAUCGCCGUUUCGACAAGCAGUAGCGGCAAUGGUGGCCGGAGACAAAGUUGCCUUUUAUCAUUGUGCAUUUUACAGCAAACACAACACCCUCUUUGAUUAUAAGGGCAGACAUUAUUAUGAGAUCAAUUACAUUCAAGGCAACAUUGACUUCAUCUUUGGCCGUGGACAGUCCAUAUUUCAGAACUGUGAGAUCUUUGUGUUAGAAGAUGACAGGGCUAAGAUACAUGGCUCUAUUACUGCACAUCAUAGAAAAUCUCCAGACGAUGAAAGUGCCUUUAUCUUCUUGAAAGGAAGAGUUUAUGGGGUUGGUGAAGUGUAUUUAGGGAGACCAAGGAGCCCUUAUUCUAGGGUCAUCUUCUCUAGGACUUAUCUUUCUAAGACUAUCACCUCUCAAGGCUGGACAAACUGGAGCUAUGAUGGACCCUUGAAGAAUAUUAUAUAUGGAGAACAUAAAUGCAGUGGACCUGGUGCAAACCAUUAUGGACGUGUUCCAUGGUCAUUGCAGCUCAGUGAUGAAGAAGCAGCACCAUUUUUGACUGUAGAUUAUAUCAGUGGCAAACAAUGGCUUCCUGCUUAUUAUUAUUAG